ACUCAGGCGGUUAACUGCGCGAAAAUACAUCCUAGCGGACGUGCAGUGGCUGCGGCUUCGACGGAUGGUGUCGUCUAUCUGUGGGAUAUGGAUAGGAAGGCAGUGAUCGAGCGUUUGGUGGGCCACACCGGUUCAGUCAUGUCUGUGGCCUUUACCUCCGACGGCUGUGGACUCGUAAGCGGGGGCUUCGAUGGGAUAAUCUGUUACUGGGAUUUGACGGAACUGAAUUCUCGUUUAUCGUCGACGAAUUCCGAAACAACGACGGGAAUCGAAGGGCGGCCUCAGGAAGCGGAAGAGGCUUUGUGCACAAUGACUUGGGACGCCCGCAGUCGAGUUCAUUCAGUUGCGGUAUCAUCCGAUGGUGAAUACAUCGCUGCAGGGACAUCGGCUCGUGUCGUUCUGGUCUGGCCGAUCAGAAGUUUCCCUAUUGAUCCAGGUUUGGAACUUGAAGGACAUGGUGGCGAUGUUGUCUCGGUCGAUUUCGUUGGCCGUCCGUCACGACCUCUCUUACUGGCGUCAAGCAGCAGGGACGGCACCACACAUAUUUG
Molecule: messenger RNA, 548 nt
Organism: Stereum hirsutum FP-91666 SS1
Lineage: Eukaryota; Fungi; Basidiomycota; Agaricomycetes; Russulales; Stereaceae
Product: WD40 repeat-like protein
Exons: 3
Molecular function (GO): protein binding
Source: RefSeq, a predicted model, not a curated record